Messenger RNA from Gopherus flavomarginatus (Mexican gopher tortoise), 426 nucleotides. Its product is annotated as ribonuclease-like. Gene Ontology annotation, molecular function: nucleic acid binding. The coding region runs from base 1 to 426 and encodes 141 amino acids. The record is from RefSeq and is a predicted model, not a curated record. The transcript has a single exon. Lineage: Eukaryota; Metazoa; Chordata; Testudines; Testudinidae.
AUGGCUUUGAGGGGACCCUGCCCCACAUUCCUGCUGACCCUUGCCCUGCUGGCUGCCUGUGUGGCUUUGAUCCUCGGGCCUGGAUGGAGCCUGCUGAAUGACAUAUUCCGGAAAAACCAUGUGGACUUCCCCAAGACCAUCACCACCACCAACAACGCCUAUUGCAACAAGAUGAUGUGGGACCGGGCGAUGUACUUGAAAUACAGCAACACCUUCAUCCAUGCGACGGAAAAUGAUAUCAGAAGAAUCUGCACAACGGAUGGGUUAUCCACCGAGCCCUACUGGUACAAGAGCAAGAGUCCCUUCAGCAUCACCACUUGCACAUUUGACUCCUGGCGCCUCUCUUACAAUGGGAUCAGAGCAUCACAAAAAAUCGUCAUCUCUUGUUGGAAUUGUCUCCCUGUUUUCUAUGUGAAGAGCAUAUAG